Triplophysa dalaica is the source of this 1269-nucleotide messenger RNA. RefSeq names its product interferon stimulated exonuclease gene 20-like 2 (gene isg20l2). Gene Ontology annotation, molecular function: 3'-5'-RNA exonuclease activity; nucleic acid binding. The transcript has 4 exons. Lineage: Eukaryota; Metazoa; Chordata; Actinopteri; Cypriniformes; Nemacheilidae. Gene Ontology annotation, cellular component: nucleus. The record is from RefSeq and is a predicted model, not a curated record. The coding region runs from base 220 to 1122 and encodes 300 amino acids.
CGGAAACACACCGCCCACCCCACGUUUGGUCACGUGGGCGAUUAGAACCAUAGUAGCGAAGCAUUUACGACAUUUUUGUCCAUUUUCCACAAAAAAAUGAUUGAAAGAACAUUGAGGAGUCCACUGUUUUAACACCACAGUCUUGAACGUCAUAGUUUUAUAUUUCAAAACCAUUUCUGUAGGUAUCGAUAUAAUUAAAUCGCCUUUGUGGGUGAAAAUAUGUCAGGGAUUUCGCUUAACCUGAAUUUUGACCCAACACGAAAUUCAGGGAAAAAGAGGAAAUCCAAAGCCAAAUACAAAUGUUCUCAUAAAUGGAAACGUCCCACGGAUAAAAAUAGCAGUUUUACCCAAAACAAAAAUAAUUGUAAUGGAAAUGAAAGGAUGCAAAAUAAAGUGCAGAUGAAUGGAGAGAGGCAAUCGAACCCAGGUGCUGUUUUUCCCAAAUUUUACACCACUCAGCCUGAUAACACCAACAUGCCUUCCAGUUCUGCACAGGUGCUUUUCCAGAAAUCCUCAACUUCAGUUUCAUCCACUGCCUGUACAUCUCAAGGAAAACCAGAACAGAGACUGGUUCCGACCACUAUUGGACCUUUUAAAUAUAUAGCAUUGGACUGUGAGAUGGUAGGAACGGGACCAAAGGGGUCCAUUGGUGAGCUUGGGCGCUGUAGUAUCGUCUCCUAUGAUGGUGAUGUCAUUUAUGAUAAAUUCAUCCAGCCUACCAAACCUGUCACCGAUUUUCGGACACGCUGGAGUGGAAUCAGGAGGCAGGAUCUACGAUAUGCCACACCCUUCAGACAGGCACAGGCAGAGAUUGUGAAGAUAAUGACAGGGAAAGUGGUUGUGGGCCAUGCCAUCCAUAAUGACUUCAAGGCCUUAAAAUAUUUCCAUCCUGCUGGCCAAACACGAGAUACCGCACGGAUUCCUCUCCUAAACCAGAAAGCUGGAUUUCCUGAGCAUGAAACUGCAUCUCUGAAAAGGCUCACCAUGGCUCUCUUCAACAAGAGCAUACAAGUUGGGAGAAGAGGCCAUUCAUCAGUAGAAGAUGCCAAAGCCACCAUGGAACUGUACAAAUUGGUGGAGGAGGAAUGGGAAAGAACACUUGCCUCUCCGGCUGUUAGCUAAAAAGGGACUCACUUUUAACAAAAAAAAUACAAUUGUGCUUCAAUUUUAAAAAGGAAGUUUUAAUAUGCAACCAGUUUCAUUUUCUUAUCAUUGACAUUUUCUAAAAAUUACUAUCUUGUAUUAAAGAUCAGUUAAACUUCUCAGCUA